Messenger RNA from Schistocerca nitens (vagrant locust), 940 nucleotides. Its product is annotated as putative defense protein. The transcript is spliced from 6 exons. Bases 1 to 576 code for a protein of 191 amino acids. Gene Ontology annotation, molecular function: oxidoreductase activity, acting on metal ions. NCBI's taxonomy places the organism in Eukaryota, Metazoa, Arthropoda, Insecta, Orthoptera, Acrididae. The record is from RefSeq and is a predicted model, not a curated record.
AUGGAAGCUAGGUGCAAAAAAGUGGACUCCGCUAUGAAAUGGGACGAAAGGAUGCAGUUGUUGGUGUUGUUCUGUGUCGCGCUGCUGGCCCCCCUGGCGGCUGGAGCGCCGCCCUCAGACCGCAACCACGUGCCGCCCAUCGCGUGUGAAGACAUGGCGCCCAUCCACGGGGACAACCAGCCCAGCGAGGAGCCGGCGCCCUACACCAUCUCCGUGUCCACCACCGCCGUGACCGCGGGACAGACCGUCACAGUGCACUUCUCGGGCAACACGACGUUCAGGGGCGUGUACGUGCAGGCCCGCCAAGGGGACCAGCCGGUGGGGCAGUUCCUCGCCAGCGACGUGGCCGGAGUCGCUCUGGACGACUGCGCGCCCGGCACCAGCAAUGCCUUGGAAUACGUUUCGAGUGAAGACACGGAGGAACUGGAUGUCGAGUGGGUGGCGCCGGAUAUUAACGACGUCAUCGUUUUCAGAGCGUCUUUCGUGAAGACCUUCCCCGAGUUCUGGGUCGGCGUCGAGUCAGAAACUGUCACGGUCGGGACCGUGAAGAAGGCUUCCAGCAUCAUUGCUGCAUGAAGAUCGGACAUACAUUAUGUCGGUGGCUAGGCGGUGGUGUAAAGGUCCACAUAACAAAAAUUAAAUAAGAAUUUGAUAAUUAGCGCUGCUAAUAAUAAAGUUAUGCAGUACGUAAUUGGAACAUUUAGACUAAUGUUGUGAGACUAGUCCAUGUGCUAAGCCUGAAGAAGUUCAACGAUAACACAGGGAUACGAUAAGAAGAUUUCUCGCCUCCCACAAGUGGAAAGUACAAGCUAAGUCAGAAAAUCUGCCUUGUGUUCUGGAGAACUGAAUCAAAGGGUGAUGACAAGUCCACGACAGCUGCAUCUCGUCACCGACCCUGUACUUGGUGCCUUUUUUAAAGAAAAAAUAAAGACAGCUGUAU